Messenger RNA from Fragaria vesca subsp. vesca, 3358 nucleotides. RefSeq lists its product as uncharacterized. The record is from RefSeq and is a predicted model, not a curated record. The transcript is spliced from 19 exons. Gene Ontology annotation, molecular function: microtubule motor activity; microtubule binding; ATP binding. The coding region runs from base 1 to 3171 and encodes 1056 amino acids. Lineage: Eukaryota; Viridiplantae; Streptophyta; Magnoliopsida; Rosales; Rosaceae. Gene Ontology annotation, biological process: microtubule-based movement.
AUGGCGGAGCCACACUCCACCACCACCGCCUCUCACCCACCUCAAUUCUAUGAAACCCUAACCUCCAGUUCUCCUUUCUCUUCCACUGAUCUCCGCCGCGACACCGAGCCUCCUAAACCGGCCGAUCACGACGGCGAUGAGCCGCUCUCGUCGCUCUGUAUUCCCGGUUCGAAACUGGUCCGAACCGGGUCCGUACUCUCCGCUUGCUCAGAUAAUGAGCCUGUGAUGUUUGUGAAUGCUGGAGGGGAGGGUUUAUUGGAAACUAGUAAUGUCGGUUUUCAAGUCGAGGGUGACAAGUUUUUCCAAGGAGGGAAUGUUAUAAGAACUGAUGAAGCUAUUGAAGGGAGUGAUAUGCCGUCCAUUUAUCAAUCUGCACGUUUUGGGAAUUUUGCUUAUCGGUUUGAGAAUUGGUGUCCUGGAGAUUAUUUUGUGGAUCUUCAUUUUUCGGAGAUUGUAUACACCAAUGGUCCGAAAGGGAUGAGGGUGUUUGAUGUCUUCAUGCAGGAAGAGAAGGUUAUGUCUGAAAUUGAUAUAUAUUCUGUCAUUGGAGCAAAUAAGGCACUACAGGUGGUAGAUGUCAGAGUGUCUGUGGGGGAGGAUGGGGUACUCGUAAUAAGGUUCGAAGGAGUGAAUGGAAGUCCAAUAGUUAGUGGAAUUUGUAUAAAGCGGCCAAGAUUAUCAGCAUCAAAGGUGAAUUGUGGAAAUCUUGUGUGUAACAAUUGUGCUGCUGAGAUAGAAAUCUCAUCUGGUCAGGAAAAGUAUAUAAGGAUGCAGUUCAUUGCCAAGUAUGAAAAGAAGAUAGAAGAGCUUAAGACCUGGUUUCAGCUGAAGACAGAUGAAUGUCAUGAAGCUUGGAUGUCACUGACAACAGCAAAUAAACAGCUACAGGACAUCACCAUGGAACUCGAUAACAAGUCAUAUACAAUUCAUUGUCUAGGUCAAGCGAGAGAAGAAACUGAAGCAAAAUUCAGAGAUAUCUCUGGCAAAUAUGAACAUGAUAAGAGGAUGUGGACUGCAGUCGUUGACAAAUUAGAAAGGGGAGUUAGAUUGAUGAAGCAAGAAUAUUAUCAGCUGUACUGUGAAGUGCACAAGUGUGCUGAUGCAGUUCCAGAAUUGAGCAAUAUGGUAUCUGCAGUUCAAGCUAUGGUCACACAGUGCAAGGAUCUUAAGUUUAAGCUAAGCGAGGAGCAGGCAAAGAGGAAGAUACUUUAUAACCAAAUUCAGGAGGCAAAAGGGAACAUCAGGGUGUUUUGUCGGUGUCGUCCAUUAAGGAAAGAGGAGUCACCAGCUGGGCAUGCAACUGUUGUACAGUUUGAUGCAGCCAAGGAUGGAGAGCUUGGUAUAAUUUCAAGUGGCUCCAAUAAGAAGAUAUUCAAAUUUGACAGAGUUUACACACCAGAGGAUGAUCAAGCCGAUGUAUUUGCAGAUGCUUCGCCUAUGAUAACUUCAGUAUUAGAUGGCUACAAUGUUUGUAUCUUUGCAUAUGGUCAAACUGGGACAGGAAAGACAUUCACAAUGGAAGGUCCUGAGUCUAACAGAGGGGUCAACUAUAGAACCUUGGAACAGCUGUUUAUAGCUGCUGAGGAGAGGAAAGAAAUUUUUACAUACAACAUAUCUGUUAGCGUGCUUGAGGUCUAUAAUGAGCAAAUCAGAGACUUGCUAGCCACCUCUUCAACAUCCAAAAAGUUGGAGAUGAGGCAAUCUUCUGAAGGCACUCAUCACAUGCCUGGACUUAUUGAAGCAAAAGUUGAGAACAUUAAAGAGGUCUGGAGAAUUCUGCAAGCUGGAAGCAAUGCAAGGGCAACAGGAUCAAACAAUGUGAACGAACAUAGCAGCCGAUCUCAUUGCAUACUUUGCAUAAUGGUAAGAGCAAAGAAUAUGAUGACUGGCAACUGCACCAUGAGCAAGCUUUGGCUUGUGGACCUUGCUGGCAGUGAGAGGCUGGCAAAAACAGAAGUUCAAGGGGAACGUCUUAAGGAAGCUCAAAACAUCAAUAGAUCUUUAUCAGCUCUUGGUGAUGUUAUCUCUGCUUUGGCAGCUAAGAAAAGCCACAUUCCUUAUAGGAAUUCCAAGCUCACACGUCUACUUCAAGACUCCUUGGGUGGAGAUGCUAAAACUCUGAUGUUUGUCCAAAUUAGCCCUUCAGAGCAGGACCUGAAUGAGACUUUAAGUUCUCUAAACUUUGCAGCACGGGUUCGAGGGGUUGAAUUAGGUCCUGCAAAGAAGCAGGUGGAUACUGGUGAGGUUCAAAAGCUAAGAAACCAGAAUGACAAGCUAAAGCAAGAGUUGAGAUCUAAAGAAGAUGCUCUCCGAAAAGUAGAAGAAAACUUUCAGAAUCUGGAAAAUAAGGCAAAAGGUGAUUAUCAAAUGUGUAGAAGCCAACAAGAUAAGAUCGAUGAACUUGAAAAGCAAAUUGCGUUGAAGAUCGAUUUAUCCAGACGACUAGAAAACCAGUUGUUACAAGCAAAUGAAAAGGCAGAAGCUUACUUGGAUCUUCAAAGAAAGGUCAAGGAGCUUGAGCACAAGCAGAAAGAAAAUGAGCAUGCAUAUCCCAUGAUUCUUCAUGAGAAGGUGAAAGACCUUGAGAACAAGUUGAAAGAAAGAACUCGAGAGCUUGAGCAUCAUUCAGCAGUUGCUCAAUGGAAGGUUCAAGAACUUGAAGAAAAGUUGGCAAUGAAAGAGAACAACAAAGGGUUUCAGUUGCUUCAACAAAAGGUGAAAGAGCUUGAAGAAAAGUUGAGAUGGCACGAACGAGAACGUGCAUCAUUAGCAUUUUCUACCGAGAACUCAGAAGCCACCCCCAUUCAAACAACAUGCUUGAGACAUGAGACUGUUGGCGAUGUCAAUCCCCUGAGUCAAAGGAGCUUCAGCUAUAUUAAUCAAAUGACAGACCAUGGGUCUGCCCUGCUCAAAGUUCCUGAAUCACUUCACGAGAUUAGGAGAAAAAGAGAGUUCCAAAGCAAAGGACAUGAGAAUUUCGUACAGCCUGCUACAUUGACUGAUGGGAAGAUGUUUUCGGGUGAACCAAAUAGAGGAAAGUCCGGUACACAUAAAGCAUUGGCUAGGAUCACGAGAAGUAUAAAACCAGGAACUACUCAAAAAUCAUACCCUAACAUCAGAAAUGAUAGAGAUCAGGUUCCAUCAGUCAAGUCAAGGAUCUGGUUGAGAUAAAAGCAAAGCUUCAUCACACUAGUUUACACUAUAUCGGUGUUUGUAUCGACCUUUUUGUAAGUAAAUGAUUGAGGAAUACAAUCCAAGACAUGAUGGCAUUUCAUGAAAAAGUGACUUCUUCACCAAAGAAUCACACCGAUAGCCAAGUUCGUAUUAAGUUACUCAAUCCAAGACAUAUUUUUGAUCA